GUGAUUCGACGCGACUUGAAGUACGCGCCUCGACGGCGAGACGAAGCGGGCGCCGCGCGAAUUCGAACGCGCGGACGCGCGUCGAGCCGUCGUCGUACUCGCCCCACGAUCUCGGAGCAUGCUUAACUUGUGCACCAGAUCUUUUGAGAUCCGAAAUUUUUUGCCAGGAAAGAAUUUCAUUUUUCGAAGCAAUCGUGUAAAUGCAACACGUUGAGUUUACGCGCGAUUAAGUUAUCUCGCGUGCUCGAGGCGCGAGUGAGAGGUUUUUGCUUACCGAUCGAAGGCGAACGAUGUAUAUGUGUAUGUGUCUAUGAUGGUGACGCGAUAGAUAAUAAUGAUUUCGAACGAUCAUUAGAGAUUUGUGAGUAUUCUGGAUAGAGUGCUCCAUUCUUAGCAACUGUUGGCCACUCCAGCGAAUAUUUAUGAGAAUUUUGUACAAAUCUGAUAGUGGAUCUAUCUUUAAUGUGUGUAAAAAUGAAACACAUUUGUGUGCAAUGAGAAGGUGAUAUAUUUUUAUUUAGCACAUACGUGUCACACAUAAGAUUUAAUUUAUCUGUUGGAUGUCUUGAUUUAUACUUUUAUAUCUCUCAUUUUGAUCAAAUAGAAUUAAACUUAAUUGAAAACUUUCUUACACGAAAACACUGGUUCCAUCUAGAGAAUUGCAUUUAGAUCAUUAAAUGAUCGCGUGGAUAACAGCAGAGGAGACGAGGAAAGGAGUGAGACAAACGCACCGUAAUCGUCCGAGGGCGGAGAAAGUAUCUGACAAAGUUUCAAGAUACUUUCGUGGCAAGCAGUGAGCGAGAUAUUUCAAAGAAACUACAAUUAACAACAAAACACGAUUGAUAAUAAGUUUAUUAGCAUAACUUGAAAAGAAAACAUUUGUGCAGUUUGUCAAAUAAUUUACAUCGAUAUUAAAUGGAAAUAGAAAUGUAGACAAAUUUUGCAUAUGAGAAUAUAUCGUCGAGUAUCGUCAUAAUGUCUGCACACAGCUAUCAUAAAUUUAAAAACAUUAUUUAAAUUCGACGAUAAUAAUGAUAAUAAGCAAGAAUAGUGAUCAUUGAACCAUUUGAAAGUAAAUUUUUUGAUAUUGAGUGCGUUGACUUAAAGACACUCAUGCAAUUCGCGCCGAAUUUUUUCGCGUAGAAUGAUCAUUCCGGUCGAACUCAGGGUAUGGAAGAAAAGAGAAGAGAAGGGCAAUGAAGAAGAGGGAGGAAGAGCAACAGUGGUGGCGGCGCAGCAGCACGGCAUCGAAAAAGGAAAGCUACGCUGAUCAUCCAUGAGUGGAAGACCUCGGCGUUGCACCUUAGCGGACCUUAGUGUAAAAGAGAGAAGGAACGAAAGAGAGAAAGGGAGAUAAAGAUACGGAUAGCGAAAGGGCAAGGAGGGCAAGAAGAAAAGAGAAACAAAGAGUAAAGGGUCCGAGAAGGAGAGAAACAGAGAAACACGAAGUAACGAAGAGAUAGAAAGAAACUCGUAAAUUUACUUGUUUUCACAAAUACCCUUUUUUUGUAAAAUCAGAAUUAGCCAGAUUCUUAUUGAUUUUGCAGAUUCUUCCGAUAGAUAGAUUCUCGAUCAAGUAAGAUACUUUUGCAUUUGUGAUCCUUUUGAAGCUCAGAACUUUGUGAUGCGCGAGUGCAUCUAUUAAUCUUUGUCAUAUAGCUGCGUCCGAUACCAUUUAGAGAUAGUAUAAAUCUAUAGCAAUUCUACUUCCGCGAGUCGAGGUUGGUCGCGUACUGCCUCAUGAGGCCCCUCACCUUCGAGAAUCUGAGGAGGCUCGUGAGCCGCAAGAAGGAUCGCAACGAGCCCUCCUUCAAGCGCAGCGAGUCCUUCAAAAGAAUUUCUAUAAGAAAGAGUUAUCUGGAUCGGGGUAAAAGACGGAACCGUCUUCAGAAAAAUUUGGAUCCCGGUGUUAAUUCUCCUUCACAAUUAGAAGCAAAUGAUAAAAUUAUUUCUCAACAAAUUAAGGAACAAGAACUCAAGAAAGAUCAAGAGCUUUCCCUCAGUCGCGACUCUAUUACUUAUGAUGAGUGGCUUCAAGGAGUCAGUUCCUCUUCUCGCGAGAAGCUUCACGAGGAUCAUCAGCUUGAAUCUUUUCAACAUCCUAAAAUUAAGACCACAAAACUUAACAAACGUACCGGCGAUGCGGAUUCGGUUGUCGAGGAUCUGAAAAUUCUCGAGCUCGAUGCCUCACCUAUUUUAACAUCCAAAUCUAAAUCUUUCGGUAUCAUUACUGAUCCAAGUCGGGACGAGACAACAAAUGGACACGACACUUGGACCUCAGAGCCCUCUGUGGAAGGACCACUCAGUGUCAGCAUCAGUCUUGGUAGGAUAUGGAGGGAUGCGAUGCCAGUUCCGGUCUCGGUUCCGGUAUCAGCCCAUUCCUAUCCCUCUGUUUCGAGUUCUUUAGUUCAUCAUUCUUUAGACAGCGCUUUAAAGGAAAAGAAACCACAGCCGACUGUCGCGAGAACGGUCUCAGCACCGGAGAAGCCUGUCAGCAAGGAGACUUCGUCCUCAUCCUUCGGCUUUUCUCUUAGAAUUGCCAAAUUUGCUGAUUUCAGACCAGGGGUGACGCGAAAUGGUUUCUUUCGUCGGAAGACGCCAAAACCAUCGCCAAGCGUGAGUACGGAGGGCUACUUCAAACGAACAAGCGCGUCUAGACGUUCCAGUUCACGUCGUCGAAGCGGUAAGAGAACCUCUCAACGCGCUAGCAAGAAGAAUCAGCAACCUGCGGCUCGCACUAGCAGCCCGGUAUGGUUUGUCCCGCCAGAGAGACGUCGCUCGAGACGUCAACGACGAGUCUGGCGGGAGAUCAGAUAUUUUCCUGAUGACGAGGCUCCGAUCUUGGAGAGGAUUAACGACUGGUCAUCGAACGUGUCGGACGAUCAGUUUGACGAUCAGAAACUGUUGCUAUCAGGAGAUUUCAACGAGCGUCGGGAGGAUGAUGCCUUGAACUCAAUUAUUUCAUCAUCCCUGGGCUCUUUUUCGGCAACUUCAUCUUCAUCAUCGGCUUGCCCUGCCCCAAAGAUUAGUGACUUCAACGAGGACAAGCUGUUUUCCGAAGAGCUAAGGAGCAAUGGCUUUUUGGUGCGUGGGACUCCUUGGAAGUCGCUUUCUGCAACAACAACAACAACAACAACGGCAAUAAUAGCAACAACAAUGACGAGAACGAUUGUUUCUGGAAAUUAUUUUGCCAGUAGCCAGUUUCUCUCUUUUUUAGCUAAGGAUAUUGUCAAAGAGAAAUCGAAAAUUGAAAAUUCUAAUACGGGCUACAGGUGUCUCUCGUCAACUGAUAGUGAGGAUGAUGAUGUUGAUUGUUUUAACGAGCGCAGGAAAAAUUUUCCGCAACAACGACAGCAAUAUCUGAAGAGACAAAAAUCAGGACUUAGAAGAAGACCCUUACGUCGAAAGUCACAAUUGAAAAAAGCGUCUGGUCAGCCGGUAUUUCUUGUGCGCAAGUGUUCAUCCUUGAGAAAACGUCCCAGAGAUAUUACGCAGAAGGGUUAUGAAAAGAAACGAACACGUCUACUUCAGCAAUACGCUUCGAAGCAGAUAGGUGGUCGACUAGCACCUGGAGGAAUCGUUAGUCCCCCGGGUUCUGGUGGCUCCACAGGGAACACUGGCAACUCAAAUUCGGCUGCUGCAGCGGCGGCAGCGGCAGCAGCGGCGGCAGCUAGACGUGGUAAUCGCAGACUCACACGCAAUGAGAGCCGUUAUCAUUCCGAGGUGCGCCAGGAGGCAGUGCAACAGGCCUUGGCAGCGAUGCAGGGACGACCGAAGCCAUCCUUGCCAAUGCCGUCUAAGAGAACCUCCGUGAUGGCCAGAAGCCCCGAUCGGGAAAGACGCGAUAGCGGCGAGUCUAGUAGCGACGAGGAUAGCGUUGUCACUGAGGAGAGUCCGGGAGCGGGUGGCCCAACUGGUACUGGUCUUUCGGAUACCAGCAGUACAGGUUCCGCUCGCGAUACCCCGCCGCCACCCAGACCGCCGGCCAGGAGGCCGCCCGGUGCCGAUAUCACCGACAUUGCCGAGUACACACCGCACGCUUACUGCAAUAUCCAGCCACCGGACGUUACCCAUGUGACGAGCAAUACUCCGGUUGGACAACAGCAAUCGGCGACGCGGCGGCCUGGCGCUGACCGUGUGAAUCGUUACGCGCACGUGGUUGAAGAUCAGAAUAGUACUGGUACCACUGGACGCUGGAAGGUCUCUGCAAAGAUCCAGCAAUUGUUGAAUACGUUGAAACGGCCAAAACGUCGACCACUACCGGAGUUUUAUGAGGAUGACGAUAUCGAGUUGGAAAUUGCAGCAAAUCCGAAGGAUCCAAAUGCUCCUAAACCUGAAGGCGGUUCCAUGACAUCGGCGGUAGGCGAGGCACUAUCGGUUCCAUCGGGUUUGCCGCGAUCUCUCGAAGCUGCUAUUCAAAGGUAUGGUUCGGCAACGUACAAAGCACCUGUGGCAACCGUCCUGGAUCCUAAUGGCAAACUUUGCGUAACGCUCACGUACGGCAAACUGCUUAGUCGCUCUCAUAAGAUCGCUUAUACUCUUCUGAAUAAGGCUCUAAGUCGUGGUGGGGAUUGCUGCCUGAAACCAGGCGAUAGAAUCGCCCUGGUUUAUCCAAACAACGAUCCGAUCAGCUUCAUGUGCGCCUUUUAUGGUUGUCUUCAGGCUGGUAUCGUGCCAGUGCCCAUCGAAGUACCUCUGACCCGUCGUGACGCGGGUUCUCAACAGAUCGGUUUUCUUUUAGGAAGCUGUGGAAUUCAAGUUGCGCUGACUAGUGAAGCGUGUCUGAAAGGCUUGCCAAAGACGGCAGCUGGUGAAGUGGUGGCAUUUAAAGGUUGGCCAAAACUGCAUUGGUUUGUCACCGAACACCUAGGCAAAACGCCCAAGGACUGGAUGCCACCACCACGACUCACUGACGACACACCUGCGUAUAUUGAAUACACUACAGACAAAGAUGGCUCUGUGAUGGGCGUAACUAUUACUAGAGCAGCGAUGAUGUCUCACUGUCGCGCUCUCUCGCAGGCAUGUGGCUAUACCGAAGGCGAGAACGCUGUCUGCGUAUUAGAUUUUAAGCGAGAAGUUGGUCUCUGGCAUAGCACUUUGACUAGCGUGCUAAAUGGAAUGCAUGUUAUUUUCAUCCCUUACGCCCUGAUGAAAGUCAAUCCCGCUAGUUGGAUGCAGAUGAUCACGAAGCACCGUGCCAGCGUCGCGGUCGUAAAAUCGCGAGAUCUUCAUUGGGGUUUGUUAGCAACUAAGGAUCAUAAGGAUAUUUCUCUGGCAUCGUUGAGACUGUUACUCGUUGCGGAUGGUGCAAAUCCCUGGUCUCUCUCCUCUUGUGAUCAAUUUCUCUCGGUAUUUCAAUCCAAGGGACUUCGGCCUGACGCUGUCUGUCCUUGCGCUUCAUCGAGCGAAGCUCUCACAGUUUCCGUGAGAAGGCCAGGACGCGCAGGAGUCAACGCGACUGGUCGUGGAGUUCUCUCCAUGUCCGGCUUGAGUUACGGAGUUGUCAGAGUAGAUCAAGAAAAUUCUCUUACAUCGUUGACGCUGCAAGAUUGUGGACAAGUCAUGCCUGGAAGUAUAGUAGUCGUUAUUAAGAUGGAAGGACAGCCAUUUAUUUGUAAGACGGACGAAGUAGGUGAAAUUUGCGUACAUAGUGCGGCGACCGGUAGUCAAUAUUGGGGUUUGCAAGGACUUACCAACAAUACCUUUAAAGUAUCACCCUUACAAGCCGAUGGUGCUACCUUAGGUGAUGUCGAAUACACACGUUCUGGCUUGCUUGGUUUCCUUGGUCCUGGAGGACUUGUGUUUGUUUGCGGAUCGCGGGACGGUCUUAUGACAGUGACUGGUAGAAAACACAAUGCCGACGACAUUAUCGCCACUGUGUUGGCAGUCGAACCGAUGAAGUUUAUCUAUCGCGGCAGAAUCGCUGUUUUCAGUGUGAGAGUCCUCAGGGAUGAGAGAAUAUGUGUCGUUGCCGAACAACGACCUGAUUGCAGCGAAGAGGAGAGUUUUCAAUGGAUGUCUCGAGUAUUGCAAGCAGUCGAUUCAAUCCACGCAGUUGGAAUAUAUUGUCUUGCCCUGGUACCACCCAAUUAUCUACCCAAAACACCAUUAGGUGGUAUUCAUUUAUCAGAAACAAAGCGCCGCUUUCUCGAGGGUGCUCUUCAUCCGGCCAACGUGCUUCUCUGUCCUCACACAUGUGUCACUAACCUGCCAAAACCGCGCGAAGUUCAUUCAGAUGUCGGUCCAGCCAGUGUCAUGGUAGGGAAUAUUGUCCAAGGGAACCGAUUAGCGUCUGCGCAGGGACGAGACAUGGGUGUUCUAGACGAGGACAGUGACAACGCCAAAAAGUACCAAUUUAUUUCUGAAAUUCUACGGUGGCGUGCUGUCAGCACUUCAGAUCAUGUGAUAUUUACAUCGUUGAAUGCGAAGGGUACCGUGGCUACCUCAUUAUCCUGCUCGCAGUUACACAAGAAGGCCGAAAGAAUCGGAAAUCUACUCUUGGAUAGAGGAAGAGUUAAUACUGGCGAUCAUGUGGCACUCAUUUUUCCACCUGGUACUGACUUGAUAUGUGCAUUUUAUGGUUGUUUGUACGUCGGUGCUGUUCCGGUAACCAUCAGACCACCUCAUCCCCAAAAUCUCCAAACGACGUUGCCGACUGUUCGCAUGAUUGUGGACGUUAGCAAAUCCGUUCUCGUAUUAACUAAUCAAAACCUUCUCAAGUUGUUAAAGACAAAGGAAGCGAACAACGUGGUUGACGUGAAGAGUUGGCCAAUGAUUCUGGAUAUGGAUGACAUGCCAAAGAAGAAGCUACCAGUGAUGUAUCGGGCACCCACUGCGGAGAUGCUGGCCUAUUUGGAUUUUAGCGUUUCAACAACGGGCAUGCUCGCUGGCAUUAAGAUGUCUCACGCGGCAGUCACGUCGUUGUGUCGUGCCAUGAAAUUAGCGUGCGAGCUUUAUCCUUCGAGACAUAUCGCUCUUUGUUUGGAUCCAUAUUCGGGCCUUGGCUUCGCUUUAUGGUGUCUUAGCAGUAUAUAUAGUGGACAUCAUUCUAUUCUGAUACCACCAUCUGAAGUGGAAGCCAAUCCUGCACUUUGGCUGUCGGCAGUCAGUCAAUCCAGAGUAAGAGAUACGUUCUGCUCGUAUGGUGUUAUGGAAUUGUGCACUAAGGGACUCGGCUCCUCGGUUCACGCGCUUAAAGCACGAGGCGUUAGUCUAGCAUGCGUAAGGACGUGUGUCGUUGUCGCCGAGGAAAGGCCGCGGAUAGCGUUGACAACAAGUUUUAGUAAACUAUUUUCCGCUCUCGGCCUGAGUCCGCGCGCAGUCUCUACUUCGUUUGGUUGCAGAGUAAACACUGCCAUUUGUUUACAGGGAGCUUCCAGUCCGGAACCCUCGACAGUCUACGUAGACCUUCGUGCAUUACGUAACGAUCGAGUAUCCUUGGUGGAACGGGGCAGUCCGCAUUCUUUGUGUUUAAUGGAAUCGGGCAAACUAUUGCCCGGCGUGAAAGUGAUUAUCGCAAAUCCCGAAACCAAGGGUCAAUGUGGAGAUUCACACUUAGGCGAGAUCUGGGUGCAGUCUUCGCACAACGCAAGUGGUUACUUCACAAUUUAUGGCGAUGAAAGCGAUUACGCCGAUCAUUUUAAUGCACGACUAGUCACUGGCAAUACAAAUGAGGUCUAUGCAAGAACAGGCUAUCUUGGCUUCCUGAGAAGAACCGAGAGUGUUCAGCAAUCAGUGAUUAGCGACGUACCCGGUGAUACUAAUAAUGCGUCCGAGGCUGAUCUUAUACCGAGCGAUCCGGAACUUCACGAUGCUGUAUUCGUCGUCGGUGCUCUCGAUGAGGCCAUUCUACUGCGAGGUAUGCGGUAUCAUCCAAUAGACAUCGAGAACAGUGUCAUGCGGUGUCACAAGAAAAUUGCGGAAUGCGCCGUAUUUACAUGGACCAAUCUUCUAGUGGUAGUGGUAGAAUUGGACGGUAGCGAAAGCGAGGCCCUCGAUCUUGUGGCUUUGGUGACGAGUGCCGUGCUUGAAGAGCAUCAUUUGGUGGUCGGCGUAGUAGUUGUAGUGGACCCCGGUGUGGUACCCAUUAACUCGCGUGGUGAGAAACAACGGAUGCAUCUGCGUGACGGCUUUCUCGCGGACCAGCUCGAUCCUAUCUAUGUGGCGUACAAUAUGUGAAUGGGUGUGCAAGGGUUCUCAUCCCUUCUGUAUCCCGCCCUUCUUCUCGACAUUUCUUAUGGUGUUCGAUAUGUUGAGGCUGCAAUAGAACUCCAUUCGCGAGAAUUUGCUUCAAAUAUGAUGAUGAAACUGUUUUAAACUUUCAGAUUUGGAAUCUUGAAUCGUGCACGCGCAUAUAUACACACACAAAUAACAUUCCAUAAUUUUAUACAUUUUUUUCACUCUAUAUGAAUUACAUAAUUGUCUGCAAUUAUCUUAAUUAGUUACUUGCGCAUAAGAUCCGCUAUUGGAGCAAAUAAACAAAAAAUUGAAAUAAAAGAUAAAUGAACAAAAUGAAAAUAUAAAUGGAGUUCUAUUGUACUGAGGAAUGUUAAUGCACGCCAGCAAAUAUUAUUGACAAGGUAUGUAUGUACAAAGUUGAAACAUUUUUAAAACCUGACUGCCACAAAUCCUUGGAACUGAUUAAAUCGAAAAAUCAGUAUUACAUUAUGUAUAUUAUAUAUAACAAAAAAUGAUCAAUGACAAAUCAUACAAUCGACGAUAAAUGAUAGAUGCAGUAAAUAUAAACUUGCCGCUCCUUAGCUUCUUUCUAAUAUUCAGUAAAAUUUUAUCUCAAAAUAUUCACUGUACCUCUCAAUUAUCGAUAGUUUUGCGAUAUUGGAACUGCACAACGAUCGUAUUCAAUUUCAGCCUUCAAUCCUCAUGUUUGUAAAAUGAAGAUGCGUGAAAAUUUUUGUUUAUUAGGCUGCAAUACGCACAAAAUCGCGAUUUUGUAUAUAUUAAACCAAAGUUUUUGUAUCGCAGCAGAUGCGAGAAACAUAUUGAUGUUUUUUUUUACAUUAGUUUGUAAUUAUCGUUGCGAGAAACACUCUCUCAUUGACGGGAGCAACGAACAAUUUCGUCGCGAAAGCGAUUCGACAAUAUUUGAUGAAUUGUUUACAAUAAUUUUUUAUAAUUGUUGAAUGUGUUUUUAUGAUUGUAUAGCCGUCGAAUUUAAAAGCUAUUCGGAAUC
Messenger RNA from Pogonomyrmex barbatus (red harvester ant), 9190 nucleotides. RefSeq names its product disco-interacting protein 2 (gene DIP2). The record is from RefSeq and is a predicted model, not a curated record. NCBI's taxonomy places the organism in Eukaryota, Metazoa, Arthropoda, Insecta, Hymenoptera, Formicidae.